Molecule: messenger RNA, 8007 nt
Organism: Rotaria sp. Silwood2
Lineage: Eukaryota; Metazoa; Rotifera; Eurotatoria; Philodinida; Philodinidae
Source: the annotation of a GenBank genome assembly
AUGUAUCUCGUUAUCAUCCUAUCCUUAUUUUGCUAUUGUCAAUCAACUAAAUUACCAAAUCUUGUUGGUAAUAUUCUUUUAACUCGUCUUGAAAGUCCAUAUGAUGCAUCUGGAGAUACUAUUAUUCCUUAUGAUUCAACAGUUACAAUUGAAAGUGGAACAAUAUUAAGAUUUCCACGUGGUGCACAACUUAUUGUUCGUGGUAGAUUUUUAGCUAAAGGUACACCUGAUCGAAGAAUUGUUUUUACAAGUUCAACAAGUGCACUCUAUCGUGAUCAACAACAAAAUCAUCGAAUAUCAGGUACGAAUAUUCGAUUUCGUCUUGUUGAUGGUACAAAUAUUCAAAAUGGUCUUUUACAAAUGUAUUUUAAAAAUCGAUGGCGUUAUGUUUGUACAGAAUUUUAUCGAUGGUUUGAUUAUGAUGCAACAUUAACAUGUCGUAUGAUGGGUUUUCGAAAUGGAAGUGUUAUACCAUAUCGUAUAAAUGGUAGUGAAUCACCAUGGUAUGGUUUACAAAUCGAUCAUCCAGCAUGUCGAUGGAAUAAAGAUGAACAUUUACUUGAUUGUCCUGGUGUACGUGUACCACCACAACUUGGAAUAAAUAUAUGUGAUAAUAAACAAUAUAUUCGUCUUCAAUGUGAUGGAUUUUUUGAUCCAUUUGUUGUUCUUAAUUGGGGUGGAAUUGUUUUUGAAAGAAAUUUUCAAUCAAAAGAAUUAUCCGAUAUUCCACAUAUAUCAGAUUCAGCAUCACCAUUAUUCAAUGAUCUUAAACAACAACCAUCUAUACUUAAUUAUGUUGAUAUUUUACAUGCUGGUUUAAGACCAGAAUUAACUAUACGAUCAUAUGCUGAACGUUAUGCAGCUGUAACUGUAUUUGAUAAUUUAAUUAAUCCAAUAUUUGAUAAUAUUACAAUACUUUAUUCUGCAUCGGAUGGAAUGAAUUUUUCUAAUGUUGGAAGUUCUGUUCGAUUAAGAAAUUCUGUAUUAGCUUAUAAUCGAGGACAUGGAAUUGUUGUAACAAGCCGAUAUGGAAAUGUAACAUUAGAUAAUGUUCAUAUACAUGAUAAUGGUGGUGAUGGUGUACAUUACACAUUAAAUAAUACAGAAUGGUCAGUUCGAGAACAAGAAGAAAGUCCACAACGACUAUAUAAAUCAUUUUGUGAAACAGCAAAUACAGUAGAAUUUCCAAAUUAUUUUACUUAUCGACCAUCGGCAGCUGGAACUUGUUGUACACAAGCUUUUUCAUCAUUGUAUAAUACACGAUUAACGGUUCAUUUUCAAUCAGUAUUUGUUGGUGAUUAUCGUACACGUUUUCGUGUUGAAAUUUAUGAUGGAAAAUUUGAUAUUAUGCCAUUAUUAGCAAAUAUAACAUUUAAUCGAACAUUAGAAAGUUUAUCAUCAUAUUCAAAUGAAUUACUUGUUCGUUUGUGUCAUUCAUGUGAUAAUGUUCGAAGUCGUGCAUGUUGGAAUCAAUCUGAUCGUAUACAACUUUAUGUUGUUAAUGAUAUUGGUCGUGAUGCUGAUGUACAUAUAUGGAAUAGUCGUAUUGUAAAUAAUUCAUUAAAUGGAGUUCGUAUUGUAAAUUUACGUAGUCUUAUUGAAAUCAAUGAAACAUUAAUUAAACAUAAUAAUCGUCAUGGUCUUGAUAUUGAUUCUGGUGCAGGUGCUCUAUGGACAUAUCAUUCAAAUUUUAAUUCCAAUAAUGAAGAUGGUAUUCAUAUAAUUUAUGAUGGUGGUGAACGUCGUCUAUUUUAUUCUGAUAUAUCAUUUAAUACUCAACAUGGUUUAUCUGUACGUCUUGAUUCUGCACCAAUUGGUUUUUUAUUAUCAAAUAUUGAUUUUCCAACAUUUGCAUAUCGUCAAAUAACUUUUAUAAAUGGUUCUUCAAUACGAUCAAAUGGUUUUUAUGGUUUAUGGCAACAUUCAACAUGUCAUCCAGCAUUAUUCUUUAUAAAUGGUUCAUUAUUUGAACGUUCAGUAUAUGAUGCUAUUCGUUUUGAUUCAUGUCAACAUGAAUGGCGUCCACAAAAAGUUAUUGAUUAUCAAUUUCGUUCUCCAAUGAUUCCAUUUAAUAGUUUAUUACCACCACCACCACCCCCAAGUAUAAUCUAUCAAGCACCUAUUAAUAUUUAUCCACAAUAUCCUCCAUGGAUACCAGUUGCAUUAUUAUAUGCUAAUGAAACAGGUAAUACAAUAUUUAAUGUUAUAUGGAAUCGUUUUUUAAAUAAUAAACGUGUUGGUUUACGUUUAAAUCCUGUACAAAAUAUUCUUGGUGAUAUAACAAAUAAUUCAUUUAUUGGACAUAAUAAUGGUGCUUUAUUAAUUGUUGGUAAUAAAUCAAAUUGGAAUGAAGAUAUUUAUUUACGUAAUGUUACAUUAAGAAUAUUAUUUAAUAAUUUUACAAAUAAUAAUGGAAAAAAUUUUAUUGUUUCACUUGAUUUAAAUGAAUUAUCACCAUAUCAAACAAUAUUAUUUAUGUAUAAUCGUUUAAUUAAUAAUAAUAUAACAUCUAAAAUAAAUAAUGAUUUAAAUUCACGUUCACGUAUGCCUGGAAUAUUAACUAUUGGAUCAAGUCAUAUAAGAAUAACACGUAAUAUAUUUGGAAAUAAACAAAGUCAAUUUGAUAUUGUUAGUCAAUUAAUAAAUUCAAGUGCUGUUAUUAAAGCUGAUAUGAAUUUUUUUACAACAAUUUAUCCACCACCAAUUACAUUAACAAGAACACCACUUAGUCCAUAUGAAAGAAAUCAACAUUUACAGUCUGCUAUACAUAAUUAUCAAUUAUAUCAAAAUCAAGAAAUUCCACUUCGAUUAAAAUCUCCAUUACGUCGUGUAAUUAAUCGUACACGUCGUCAACAACAAAUACAAGUUCAACCUGUUUCUCAAAUAAGUUAUAGUUAUCUAUCUGAACCUUAUGAUGUUCGUACAGAUUUUUUUCCACCGGAUUCUGUUUUUCAACGUCCAUAUGGUCCAUCUCAAACAGUUGAAUAUUAUUUACCAGAUAAUCGAAAUGAAAUAUUAUCUGUACCAUCAAUAAAUAAAUCAAUACUUCUUUCAACAACAAAUAAUGAUUGGCCAUAUUAUGCAUCACCAGCAUCAUCAAUACCAUAUUAUUAUUCACUUUAUUAUGAUCGUCCAGAAUUAUGUUUUUCUCAAUGGCCAAAUAUUCGUGAAAGAAUAUUUGAUCAACAUAAUCGAUCAAAUUUAGCAUCAAUUAUUUGGUAUCCAUUUUUAUGUAGUGAUAGAAAUAUUACAACUGAAAUUUGGCAUUGUCAAUUACCAAAUUGUGGUUUUGAAACAACAAGUUUUCGUAUUGAUCCAUUAAUAUCAACAAUAGGUGGAAUUAUUGAUACAGAUUAUAAUUUAUCACCAGGUCGUUAUAUUGUUACAAAUGAUAUUUUAAUUAAACCAGAUAAACGUUUAACAAUUCAAAGUAGUCAAUUAGAAUUUUUAAAUGGUAUUGGAAUAUUUGUUCAUGGUGAAUUAAUUAUUCAAGGUGUUGAUGGUUCACCAACACGUUUAAAUUUAUUAAAUAAUAAAUCUUCAACAAGUAUUUUAGUUAAUCAACAAAAACAACAAGAAAAAAUUCAACAUGAAAUUAUGUUAGUUGAUGGACCAACAAUUUAUGAAGGUAGAUUAUUUGUUACAAGUCAAAAAGAUGGUUCUGGUACUGUAUGUAAUCAUGGUUGGACUAAAGAAAAUUCUAUACUUAUUUGUAUGUCAUUGGGUUUUAUACAUGAUCCAAAUGAUUAUUUAUAUCCCAUGAUGAAUACAAAUCAAACGAUAAUUAAUGAUCCUAUCAUAUGGAGUGAAGUUGAUUGUGAUUUAUAUCAAGAUCAAACUAUUGAACAAUGUAGAAAAGAAAUUGUACAUACAUGUGAUCAUACAGAUGAUGUUUGGAUUAAAUGUUUACCUACUUCAUGGGCUGGUAUUCAUAUUUUUCCAACAUAUAGUAAAAUUCAAUUAGAAUUUGUUCAUUUUGAUUCAGCUGGUCAAUAUGAUAUAGAUAAAGAUGAAAUUCAUGCAGCUUUACAUAUAGAUUUACUUUCACAUUCAUUAAAUACUUUAAAAAAUUUAACAUUUACAAAUAAUAUUAUAGGUUUACAAAUAAAUCAUAUACAUCCAAUUAAUUUUGAUUAUUCAAUAAUACAUCAUUCAUCAUUUCAUCAUAAUUAUUAUCUUGGCGUUUUACUUCGUUCAAGUUUUUUUAAUUUUUCUCAUUGUACAUUUACACAUAAUAAAUAUUCAGCUAUGAAAUUUGAUUCAUCAUUUUCAUAUAAUGAACUUGAACAAUUACGAAUAAAUAUUGGACGAAGUCAAACAACAAUUCAUACAAUUGAUUUAUUAUAUGAUCAAUUUUAUGAAGUUGAAAGAAAUAAAUUUGCUUUUAUAACAACAACAUUUGGUGGUUAUAAUUCAAAUGAUAAUAUAUUAUUUAAUACAUUAAAUAUUCGUACAGAUCCAUCAUUUAUAUUAAUUAUUGAUCUUAUUGAUUAUAAUCCAUUAUCAAAUAUAAAUGAACAAUUAAUUAUAUGUGAAGUUGAAUGUCAUCAACGUCUUGGUUUAACACAAAGUUUAUCAUAUAAAAAAUGGUCAUUAGCUAAUGAUAGAGAUUUAUUUCCAUUAAUAACAUCUUAUUCAAGUUUACAAUUUCAUUAUCGUCUUUAUCGUUAUCGUACAAGUCGUUUAACAUUUAUUAUAUAUAGUAUACCAGCACCAAUAUUUAGUCAAGGAAAAUUUUUAUCUGAUAUAUCAAUAAGAUUUCAUCGUUGUUUAUUUUCUUAUAAUCAACAUGAUAUUAUUUAUUAUUUAAAUGAUCGAGAAAAAACAAAUAAUCAAUAUGCAUUAACAAAUCAAUUAAAAACUGAUAUUGAACGUUUAAUUGAACAAUUAUUAAUGGGUAAAAAAAUAAAUAAUAAUGAUCCAUCAUUUGAUAUUAUUGAUGAAGAAAAUAGAAAAAUACGUGAAGAAUUUCAACAAGAAGAAUUUCAAGAUAAACAAUUAAAACGUCAAAUAACAAUAAUUAAUAUAAAAAAACGUUAUAAAAAUUCAACAAUACAAAUAAAUGAAUGUUUAUUUGAAUAUAAUCAAAAUCGAAGUAUAUUAAUUGAUCAUCAAUCAAAAAAAUUACAUUCAAAUCAAGUUGAAAAUAAUAUUAAAAUGUUAAUGAAUGAAACUAUACAAGAAAAUAAACAAUUUAUUCCAAUACAAUUUACAUUACUCAACCUUGAUGCUCAUCCAUUAAUAUUUUCCGAUCGUCUCAUUCGUUUUGAAAUUACUCAUACAAAUUUUACUCAUAAUCAUGAUCUUUUAUUAAAUUUAACAUUUCCUCGUUUAUAUCCAUUUAAUCGAACAAUUUUUGCUAGUCUAUCAAUAUGGCCAUAUGUUUCAACAAGAUCUCUUCAUACACCAACACCAUUAAUCUAUACAAUUCCAUCACAUGGUGUUCGUAUAUAUAAAAAUAUAUUUCUUUCAAAUGAAUAUACAUCAAUACGUUUAAUGGGUUUUCAUACAUCAUUUAAUUUAACACAUUCAUUAUUUGAAAAUAAUCUUAAUCAUCAAACAUCAUUAAUUGAUUUACGUCAUGUUGAAAAAGAUAUUCUUAUUAAUGAAAAUAUAUUUCAACGUAAUCAAGUACAUAAUUUAUUAUCAUUUGAUUCAAAUAGUCAUGCACCAUUUCAUAAUAAUUUACUUUAUCAAUCAUUAAUAUCAUUUAAUCAAUUUAUUGAUAAUAAACCAUCAUUAUUUACAAAAUAUCCAUAUUUACCAUCAUCAUGUAUACGUAUAAUUGGUUCACAUAAUAUAACAAUACAAAGAAAUUUAUUUGAAAAUAUUCAUUAUGAUUAUGAAUUAAUAAGUGCAUUAUUAACUGAUACAAUUAAUACAACAUUAGAUGCAACUAUUAAUUGGUGGGGUUCUGAUGUUGGACAAGCUAUACAAAAUCGUAUAUUAGAUUUUACAAAACGUUCUGAUCAUGCCUAUGUUAAAUGGAAUCCAUUUCUUGCUUGUAGAGAAUUAACAUGUGCACAAAUUCAAUUACCUAUACAAACAAUUCUACAAAUGAAUAGACCAUUAAGAGGUUUAAUAACAUCAAAUACAUUAAUACAUAAAAGACGUGAACCUUAUUUAAUAAAUGGAGAUUUAAUUGUUAUGCCAGGUGUUAAAUUAACUAUUGAACCUGGUGUUGAACUUCAUUUUGCACCUAAUACUGGUUUAUUAAUAUUAGGACAUUUAAAUGCUAGUGGAACACCAAAAGAUCCUAUUUUUAUGAGAUUAGCAAAUAAAAAAUUUGUUAUGGAACAAAUUGCAAAUGGACAUAAUUCAUUUCAAUAUCAUUUUACUGAUGAAGUACCAUUUUCAAAAUAUAAAAUUAGAUUUUUAAUUACAAGGAUGUGGAUCCGUAAUCAAGUAUAUAAUAAUACUGGUGUUGAUAUUGUAUCAAUGAUUGGUUUUGAAAAAAUAACUGCACCAUUUCCAGCUAUGGAAAUGAAUUCAUUUCGAAAUAAUCGAGCUAUUGGUCAACUUAAUCAACAAUUAUUUGAUCGAACGGGUGCUGUCAUUGAAAUUGGUAAUCCAAGACAAAUAUAUAUGUUUAAUACAUUUGAUAAUUGGGAAAGUCGAUAUGAAAUACGAACACGAUCACGUUAUUUUGAACCGAAUCGAAUGGAAUCUCGAUCAGUAAAUGCUUCAUUAAAUUUUUGGGGACGUAUAGGUGAUGUUGAUGAUAUUGGUGCAAGAAUUUAUGAUAAAUUUGAUAAUAAAACAUUAAUAGAAGUUAAUUAUUAUCCACCAUAUCUUGAUUCUACUCGUCUUCGACAAGGUAAAUGUGAUCCAGGUUGGACACUUGAUGAUACAUUAUGUUAUAUAUAUUUUGGUGCUAUAACAACAUAUCGUAUUGCACAAGAAAUGUGUUCAAGUAUUGAUGCUCGAAUAACACGACGUGAUACACCACUUAAUCGUCUUGUUAUUCUUCGUUCAUUAGUACGAACAUCACAAUAUCAAGGUAUUAAUAGUGAUGCUGUACCAUCAUCAGGUAUUUGGUUAAAAAAAGAUAAUAAUGAAUUUUGUCGAAUAUUUAAUGAUAUGGAAACAAUCGAUAUUAGUUGUAGUGCAACAGCUGCAUUCAUUUGUGAAAAAGAACAACAAUUUGAUGGUUUUAAAUUAAUUAUUCGUAAUGAUUUACUUCUUGCCAUAGCUGGUAUAAUCUUAAUGAUUAUAUUAAUAAUGUUAUUUCUUUGUUGUUGGUUAUGUAAAUCUCGUCAACGACGUAAAGAUAAUUUUCAUCGACAAAAUUCUCUUCGUCGUAGUGUUAAACAAGAAAUAAAUAAACAAUCAACAUUAUCAUUACAAAAAAGUAAUGAUAAUACACUUAUAAAAAGUUCAACAUUAUCAACAUUAACAAAUGGUACAACAAAUAAAUUACCAUUAUCAUCAUUAUCAUUAUCAAGUCGUCCAUUAAGUAGUGUAACAAUAAAUUCUGAUAAUGAUAUAUCAACAUCAUCACCAGUUCAUCAUGAUUUUUCAAUAUUAAAAUUAAAUCAUAAUAUACCAAAAGCAUCAACACCAGCAUUUAGUGAUGAUAAUGGUUCACAACGUGCACUUGUUCUUACAACACAUACAGAUCAAUCAAGUGUUUAUUCAACAGCUACAACAGAUUCAGCAACAUUAUAUCGAAGUCGUCGAAGAUUUGAACGUAUACAAACACCAACAAUGCCACCAUCAGCACCACCAGUUACACAUCGACGUUCAUUACGUAAUAUUAAUCAACAUAAUUUACAACAAGAUUCUACAACAAGUGUAUCAACAGGUUCAGUUUCUCCACCACCAGCAUAUGUAUCACCAGCACAUCAAUCACGUCGUUAUCGUUCUGAUCAAUUACAAUUACUUACACCAAAUAAUAAUAAAAAAACAUAUGCUAUUGGUAUACAAGCUGAUUCAUAUUCACAAGCAAGUAGUCGAAGUAGUACAAAAUAUGAACCACCACCACCACCACUUGAAACUGAUAUUUAA